AUGACACAGGAAAUUAAAAGCACUGGAGCUUUUCCCUUUUUUUCCCAAUAAUUGCAAAGCUAAGUUUUCCCCCUUAUCUGAUAAAUGUCAGUUUACUCCAGAAGAUUCUCUUGAAAGGAGGUAGACAUUUCUGUAACAUACCACAUAAAGCGAAGAAUCAACAGUUGCUAGGAAAUGCGUGCUUUGCUCUUGUGCAUAAUGGCAGUUCAUUAAACGCUGGAUGCAAGCACAUUCGUAUAUAUAUGAAUAAAAUUCAGAAAUUUUAAAUACCAGCAUUACUAUUUCAGUUUUCUAAUCUUUUGCGUUCCUGUCAUCCUCUACAUAUGCGUGCCCUCACCAAUGUAAUCAUGUCUUUGUCUUGCAACUCCUGCAUAUCAAACAUCUGUACAUGCAGUGAAACAAGAAGGUAAUUAGCUACUUUCAAGUAUUUUGGCUUUAAAAAAAAAAAAAAGUGCCUUAAGGAAAGAAAUUUAAGAUUCUGGUUCUGCAAAACACACACUGGCCUGUGUGUUUGGUCAAUCAUUGGUUUGCAGCUAAGCACAGAAAAGUCUGGAUUUAACAAGACUUUUUGAACAGUACAGAAAUCCCAGGCAGGAGGGGUCUCCCCAGACCUGGACCUUCCAAAGCUGGGCUGGCCUGUCAGUUGUCUCAGACCUUCCUGUGAAAAAAUGGUCAGGAUUUUAAAUGUUGCUUUUGUUUCCAUGCAAAAUCUAAGUGACUUAGUUCGAACCACAAAGCUGCUGCACCAUUUGCAAAAGUAAAUGCCUUCCAAGCCUGUUGCAGGUAUGUGGCCAAGCUGCUAAAAAGAGCCUGAAAAGCAUUCCUUGGAAAAUAUGUCAUUUAGAUAUUAAUUUUGGACCUUUGAAAGCACUGACAGAUUUCAGGUUUAUUAAUAGAAGUGAACUUAUUUCUCAGUCAUUACUGUGCUCAGCAUUCUGAAUUGUUACCAUUUUGCAAUUUGUUGUUGCAAGCACAAUCUAAAUAUAUUAAUAUUACAGGGAGAAACAAAAUCAUGUGGGGUAAAUGCCAGAUUGGCUGGCUCUGUUAAUCCCUUUUUGUUGUCAUCUUUUCUCUUAUUGCAGUUUUAGAAAUAACUAAGAGCAGAGUUGAACUCAAAAGGGUGAAGGCCUUAAUAUACACAGUAUUUAAUAGAUUUUUUUGGGGCAGAAUUUUGUAUCCUAGUGAAUUUUAAUAUAUGGCAAGGAACUCCAGUUCCCUAAAACACAAGUGUCAUCAGAGUGAAAAAAGAAAACAAUCCUUGAUCCACACCCAGUCUUCUAGAAGGUCGUUUGAGUUUCUGACAGUGCUAAUAGUACAUAUUAGCUGGUGCUUAUUCCCCUGUCGGUGGAAAUCAGCCUGUUCCAUUAGCUCUCCGUGAGCUUUGCCCUGUGAGGCACUCCAGCUCCACUGAGCUGUACAACAACUACAGAAGUCUGGACCACUUAAUCUGGUCCAUCUGCCAAACAAUGAUUUCAGCAUCCCUGUCUGAACACUGCUUCUAGAUGAAUAGACUAACAUUUUCCUGUAUGGAGAGCCAACUUUGUUACCACCAAUGUGUCAGCAGUCCAGCCGAGACCUAACAAAUACUCAGAGGCUGUGGGAGGUCUUCAAUGAAUUAAACAUGUGGUUUUCUUUAUUAUAUUGGAGAUUGCCUCCACGUUGUAAAUGCCACCUGGCAUAGCUAGGUACUAAAUACAUGAAGUAGCUGUGUUCCCCUGUACAGCUGAAGCGGUGUCACACCAAGUAACAGAGAGGUAAAAAGGUAAUUAUUUUUAAGUGUAGAAGGGACUUUCCCAAUAUGCAAUUAGACAGAUGCUUAUGGAAAUUCAUAACAGGUGCCCAUCUAUCCUGGUCCUGCACCCCUAACAUCACUUAUCUGCUGCUUUCAGCUGCUGCUUUCAUCGUGCUGGCAAAACUGCCGCCCUUGGAAAGCUGCACAGGGCAUCCCCUGUCCCCUGCCGGGUGUUCCUGAAAGGCUGAGCUGUGCAGUGAGUCUCACACACAAACGGCAAUAGGAGAAGUCCAAACUUUUCUCUUUAGCAUACACGCCACUCGAGUUCCCCACAGCUGUCUAGCGUCACAACCAGCUGCUUGGUUUGCACAGACAGCACAAGCAAUACGCUUAGCCCAGAGGGCCACUACUCGUACUUGGACGCCGCAUUUUGUUGCUACUACCGCCUCUUUUCCCUCUUCAUUUUGACCGCUCCUACAAAGCCCUUUUUGCUUCCAUUUCCUACGCAGUAGUAAGUAAACUGCUUUCCACAGCACUUCUGCCUUAACAACCACUUUGUCAUCUAUAAGGAUGCUGAUCUCCUGAUGCCUUUGGUUCAUUGAUGCACAGGGGUAUGCCGCCUUUGUCUUCUUAUUUUGCUUGAAGACGGUGGCUCAGUGCCCCAUUCUCCCAAAUUGUUUUCCCUAGCUAGGUUACAUCUAGCACCUGUUGUUUCCUUAACAUUUGCAUUGAGGUAAUGAUGGUAGUUAAGCAUAAGUUAUUUUUAAAACCUAGAUACUGAGGAAGGAUGGUCAGUAGUUAAGUCACCGGGCUCAGAGGGGAGAGGGUUUUGUUCUUAGCUUUGGCAAAGUCCCUCAGCAAAGCCUGAUUUUGGGUUUGUGCCUUGCUUGUGAAAUGGAAAUACUGCUUUGCCAAACACCAGUUUUGAGAAGUCUGCUGCUGACAGCCAGCCCUCUUAUGAAAGGGGAGAAUGCCACGGGGAAAAUGUGAGCACUGGAGUGGUGUGCACAAAUAUAUCUAGGACAAUGAAUAAUCAAUAUGCAUAAAUCCCUUAAGGAAUGUAAGAGAAAAUAAUUCUAUCCUCUCUUCCACAGAAAUUAAGGAGGCCUUCACAUUCGAGCCAUUUUUCCAUGAACCUGAGAAACGUUGGCAAAGUGGGAAGGAAACAGUAACAGAACAGCAGGACGAAGUGCUGAACCGUGCUGUGCAAUUUAUCUUCUGAAUUGUUCCCCUUCAAAGGACCGGAGGGUGGCAAACAGAGCACCAGUUCUUAGAAGAGGCUGCAGAGAUGAUCUGAGGAACAGCACAUCCCCUCGAGAGUAUCAGUAAUUCUGUCAGGCAAAUUGAUUGGAACUGUAAUCGAGGAGGGACUUGGUGAAUUCAUAGAUGAACAUAAUGGAGAAUCUAUUCGAUUUCUUUGAAAGGGCCUAUGAAUAUAUAUGGAUAAUGUUAAUUCAGUCGAUAGAGCAUAUUUCAAAUCUGAAAAAAAGCUUUUGAUAAGAUUCAUCACCACAGACUCAAAAUAAAAGGAAGAAAAGGUAAUUGCCACAUGGCAGCAGCACAGAUCCUGCCAUGGACUUGCAGUGGCUAAAAGGUGGGAUGGGGGCAGAGCACAGAGUGACCAGGGCUGAAGGUUUCACAGUGGAGGGAGAUAAUCCUUAGGGUCUCACAAGGAGCUGGGUUCAGACCUCAGCUCUUCCUCAUAUUCAUAAAGGGUUUUUAAAAAAAGCUGAAUGUGAAAGUGUGUGAUUGCUCUCAAUAGUGUUUUUUUGGGGGUAAUCAAAACUAAAAGUGCCUGUGAAGAAUUACAGCAGGUGUUCAUGAUACCGAAUAGAUAACGGCAAUCAAAGAUCAGGUGAAAUUCAGUGUCACCAAGGCAAAGUAAGGCAUGCAGGACAGGUAUGCAAUGUUGCAUAUAUGCAGCGAUGACGACUGCCACUGGAGAAGGAGAUCUAGAAAAGCUGUAAUUAAAAAAAAAAAAGUAAUCUCCUGAAGGUACUGCUCAGUGGGCAGCAGGGAUCAGAAGGAUGCAUGCCAGGACCUAUUAGAAAAGGAACUGGGGACAAACCAGAAACUAUCAUUGUGCCACGAAGGGCUUGCAUUUGAAUACUAAGCACAUUUUCAGUUGUUCUCAUUCGAAAAAGGUAACUGCUUGAAAAAUACAUGGAAGAAUAAAACAGAAUAACAGAAGUAAGUAAUGGUUUCUGUACCAAGAGAGCUGAGGCAGACUAGGAAUGGUGAUAACCCAGGCAGUAAUUCUGGUAGUAAAAGUCUUUAAAUUUGUAUUACAAGAGAAAGAUCAGUUGCUGAUUCCGAAGCACAAAACCAAGGUGACAGUAGAUGAUCAGGCAGAAGAUUUAGAGCUAAGAAAAAUAAAUCCUCAAAACCUGUUCCUUUUGAACUUUUAUGUGGAAGUCCUUGCCCUGAGAUACCAAAAACAUUACUAGCUUUAAAGAAGGGAAAGGUGAAUUCACAGUAAAUAGCUCUAAUACUGGCCAUUAAACACGAUACUCCCUGCAACGUCCAGUUCAAGAUGUGUCUGUCCAUAGUGUAUUGUGCACCAGGCGAGUAAUACCAGGAGGAAAAUCCUCUGUCCUGUUUCUCAUUGCUUUGCUCUAACCAACUGCUGUUUGCCAUCAGAUGGGUGAGAUCAGGAUGAACUUUUCAUCUGACCCUGUAUGGCAGGUCAUAAACUCAUUGUCUUUUUAAUUAAGCUGGCAGAUUGUACGCAAGCUUUUAGAAAAAAUAAUUGGCCUUUCUUUGCAACAUUACACUUGGCAGUGUAUCGCUGUUUUUAGAAUUCACUCAUGCUUUCUCCAUCUAUUAUCACCAGGUCCUGACACCUUCACCACCCUGUCUUCAGCAGAAACCAUUUUUAAAUGUUCAGUUGAUGGAGAGCAGAACUUUCUAGAUAUGACAAAUAUCAGAACUCUUUCAUCCUCUGGUUUUACAAGUCUUAGAUUGAAGCAAUUGUUAAUCAGUAUUUGAGAGUGUAGCUCUUCCCUUGCUUGUCGAGCUUGUUACUUGUUAGCUUUGUUGUUAUUUGUCUGAUUUUCAGCAUUGAGCAGGUCCAAACAGGAGCGUACCGAACAACGUAUAAGGUCGUUUUGUCAGGUCAUCAGAGAAAGUGUUCUUGGUGAUUUAUUUAUUUAGCCUAUAUAUUUAUUUGCAAGUUAGAUGAGAGAGAGCCUUUCUCAGUCUUCCUGUUUGCUUUGUGCUGAUUAUAGAACAGUCACCUUUUUGAAAGGAUUUACUUAUUACUUGGCUGUCUAUUUUGUGGCAUCAGAAAAAAAAUACCUAUAACUGCGCACAAGAUACAAAUGCUGGCUAAAUAAAAGUUAGAGGGUAAUGCAAUGAUUCAUCCUACUGAUUUUAAAUUAAUGUUGCAUUGAGUUAGCACUGUCUUAUUCACCUCCCUGCUUGUCCUUAAAUCAAGAGCAACAGACUCCAUUUUUGUCCUGGAAUCUUGUAUUAAUCUAUAGAUAAUGGUACUUUUCUGAACAAGGUGCACAGAACUAAUAUCCAUCAGCAGAGAUUGAAAAGAAGGCAAUACGAUACUGCAGAAGAAGAUGAGUACCUCUGAAUGGAGAAAAAAAACAAGGAGAAGAAGAAAAUGGCACUAUCUACAGGAAGGUAGUUCCUUCCAUAGGUAAAAGAAUAAACGUAGUUUUUUAUGUGGGUUGAGGCUAAGCUGUAUAGAGAGCAGCUCUGUGUUGCUCUAAGGAGCAUUACAGGAAUAAAUUGUCCCCGAAUACUGCAAAUUGUGUAAGACACAAAUAUGAUUUUAUUCUGGUUUUAAUUUUGUUUCUUCACAAGUAAACUCUUUCAUUUAACCUAGUCAAGAAGGAAAAUGACACGAAAUACUGAUAAAAAUCAGAGAACAGCAACAUGUAAAGUGGUUGAGUAUUUCACUCCUACUUCAAAUAGUCUACUGAUUGAUAUAAUCCUUCCAGAACUACUGAAAUCUUUACGCUCCUUUGAAAGAAGGGGUAUAAAAUACUGACCAAGCGCUAACUGAACCUUAAGACAAAGCAGGCCAAAGAAAUGCAUAUGGUGCAUUAUUUUUGUUUCAGAGAAAGAUCGCUAACGUUAAAUCCGUGCCCACCUGUGGCUGAUGUUAUAGUAAGCUUACGUGGGACUAAGAGGAUACUGCACUGGGGCUUUUAAUUACUGUGGUUAUAACCUCUGCUGAAGGGAAGUUGAACAUGCUGCUAAGCCUGAGAACUAAUUGGUUUUUUUAUUUGUAAACAUAUCUGUCUGAGCCUGGGAACCAGUUAAACUGGAUGAUUUCCUCCAGAGGAUUUCAAACCAGAGAGCCCCUGCACCUCAGCCGGCUGGAGGGAUUCAUUGAAACGUUUCAGCGCUCCCAGAGGAGCUGGAUGUCUGAGGACAUGAGGAUGUUCCAUCCACAGCCCAGGAACCGCUGCAAGCUGCCUUUGGUAACCCUACGGCUAGCGUGCCCCCUUGUCCGUGGGGGAUCACUCCCAGCACCAGUGGCCAUGUGAAACAAUUUAAAUGAAGGACAGUACGAAGAGCCUGCCCGGUGGGCGGCGUGCAUCUCACCCCGCAAACACAUGGAAUUUCAGGUUUUCAAAGGGAUAACAAGCAGAGUUUAUAACUGUUGUGGCAGCCAUGAGAACAGAUCACGCAAUGCUAUGGAUUCCUUACAGAGCUCCAGACUGCCUUUGAGUCUGCUGUCUGAACGUCAAGAUGGCAAAGCAAAAGCAGAAGAAUGCGGAGGCAGCGGAAGAAGAGGAGAUGGAGGAAGACGACAGAGGAGAGAUGGCAGACCUGAGCAGAGCCGGCUCUGGGAGCGCCUGUGGAGCGGCAGGGCCAGGGGGCCGCAGCGGGCUGCUCCCACCUGAAGGCAUGUCGUUGGGCCCGGUGGGUGGCCCCACUGUGGCCUGCACACUCACCAUCUCACUAGCCAUCCCUGCCCAGCCCACAGGUCAGCACCUGACACUGCAAUGCCGAAGAAUCCUUCUUUUAUUACUUCAUAAAUUCAUGUGGCAGAGACUUGAAUGGCUUAAGGCAAUGAUGUUAGAAGAGAUGUUAGUUGAUUUGAAUUUUCCUGGCUAGAGCGCUGCAGCAAGUGGCCACGGGGCAUGGGUGCCCCUUGCCAUGGGGUGACUGUCACUAGCAACUGAAGGUCCUUCCUGGCCGCUGGCUCCGUGGUAGCCACAGGUACUCCAGGUGCUGAUCUUGGCUGGUGCUUAUUAUUCAGCUACUGCCUAACAGUGAAAAAAAAGCAUAAGGCAGCAGCUGUGGUACAGGCAGCCUUCCCUUGAGCCGUGUGGAGCUCUGCUUUGUGGAAGUUCUCUGGGUAACAGGACAUAUAUGCCUUGGGAAUUGCAAUCACUGGCUGUCACGCUGCAGGAAGCGAGGAUGAAGGGGGCAGUUCCAGGGACUUUAUGGACCAUUACAGUUGUUAAACCUGGGACAAAAGCAGAAGAUAUCCAAUCCCCCUGAUUUUCGAGGAAAGAGAAUCCAAGUUGAUGAAUCGGGAGCUAUUCCAAGAAUGCAGCAUUGCUACCACAUUGAGUACUUCCUUCUACCAGAUGACCUCGUACCUAGAAAACUGGAUUUCGUGGUGUUUGGGGUGGUAGCAAAGUUAUUUACAGAAUCUAGUUCCAAGGCUAUUACACCAUGGAUUGAAAAUGACAAGAUGUGGAUAUCAUGGGACCAUAGUGUUGAUAUCAUUGUCGCCAAUGAAUAUCUAAUAAAACUAAGAGAUCACAAAAUAACUUUAAAAAUCUGGGAUACCAAGGACAAAGUUUCCUCAAAAGCAAAGCUUUGUAAACAAAAUAUUAUUUCUUCACUAGAAAGGGAUGCAGAGGCUGUUGGUAGAAAACGUUCUGGUCCUAAAAGAAGCAUUGAUGCUACUGCGGCAAAGGAGGACGGCAUUGCUUCACUGCAGUUAGACGUCAUGCCUCUCCUCGCAGGAGAAAAAUUGGUGAUCAGCUGUCUGGCAGAAAACAGUCCUGAAAUUUUAGAUGCUUACAUGACUUUCACUGUGGAAACACCUCUUCUGUCUGAAAGACAAAGACAUGAAUUGAACCCACCGACUAUAAGGAUUACUUUGGCUACCUGCCUCCCAAACACACCUGUACGCACGGAAGUGCUGCAGAAGUUGUGUCUUCCCACCUACUGCACAUACAAAUUUCACAACUUCCCACCUCAUCGAACUCAUGGACAACUCCAUGGAACUCAUGCCUACUUUAAGGAUGUUAAUGUACUUCUGACAGGGACGAUGAAACCUGGGGAAUUACAGAGAUAUCUUCAAGGUCCACCUUUGGAGACUAAAGUUCAUGAUCACGACAGAAACACUGAAAACAACACAAAAAAGCCAUCUUUGUUUGGGGAGGGUGCAGCUGAUGAAAAAGUGGGUAAGGAGAGCUUCCUCGCGUGCAAAUCCACAGCCUGUAACUCUUAUACAGUGAACAAAGUUUGGCAUCCACAUGGGGUAGCUAAAGUCAGUCUAACUGAUUUAUUGUCGGGUAAAAAGUGCUUGACUAUCAGUGCUUCCAUCCAUAACUGUUCAGCUCCAAGAACAGCUGCUUUCAGCGAAGAGGAUGAAAAAGAGAAAAUCGCAGAAUCAGUGAGUAUUCCUCUACUACCUAUGGGACAUUACCUAGAAUCAGGCUCACUCUUGAAAGUAGGAGUGGAAAUAGCCGUGCCAUUGGGAAUGCACGGAGAGAUUGCUGAUGCUCAAGUCGCAAAUUGCCCAUAUGGUUCUAUAAUCUACAUUUUUGACUACAAUAAUCCAUCUUUGUUACAUGAUUUGGUGGAAGAGGUUACAGAAAUCAAUGCUAAAGCCCUCCGGCUGGACUGCUAUCCUGUACACUUAAUCGGAAUGGCUCUUGCUGCAUUGAAACUGAAAACCACACUUGAGAAAAUUUCGGAGUUGGAUAUUGUUACUGGUUUUCACUUACUGGAUGGAGCAACUCAUCUCUUUGUCUUGGAGGGAUUAAAAGACAAAGCAAUCCAGAAACUAUGGGAUAAACACUUUGAAAGAACAGUCUGUGUGGAGCGAAGGCCAUGGAAAGAGGUUCCAUCCCAAGGACCAAAGCAAAGCAGUUUCACUAGAGAGGGUAACUCUUCUGCAGCCUGUACGGUAAUUGUACGGUGUCAGCCUUGUCGCUGGGGUACUUUCUUGCAGGACUCACAGACCACGUUUUAUGCAAAUAAUGAAAUGUUGAUGUCUAUUGGUAGGUUUCGUUACCUCUGCCACAGCAAGAGGCUGAGGGAUGUAAUGCACGGGGAUCUGCUGCCCUCAGCAGAGACGAUCACAGCCCCGAGCCGCGAAUACGGAGUGCCCCUAACCAAUGAGGAUCUCUUCACUCGGAAACCUCCUUUGCUCUCAUUUUCCUCCGAUGAUUAUACAGCACCAGGAAAAGUUAGCAGAGGGAACCAGGCAGUACAUUCUUCAUUCGAUAGCCACAAUGAAGCGUGUGCGCAACAGACGAAAGAAAUAGCAGACAAAAUGACUUCUGAGAGAAACCAUGCUGGGGUGAGUAACUAUCGAAUUGCAAAUAAUCAUUUGCUUGUUUAUGAUUUACAAAAAAACUUGGAAUUCCCACUUCAGACAGAACCCACACGUAGCCCCUCUCUGCAGGCUCGCAUUGGCGCUGUGUGCCAGCCCAAGGGAAAGGUGGAAAAGGCAAAACUUGAAACUUUCAGGAUUGUUCCGGUUGAUGGCAAAUCUGUCUUUAACGACAGCGCUCAGAGCCUGAAUUCUGCAGAGCUCGCCAAGAGGCAUCUUCGCCAGGAAAUGGCAAAGGAGCCAGAUAACAGAUUCACAUAUUGUCAGGAGUAUCUGUCAGCAACAUUUGACCCAGUGGAUGUGGUUGCUGCCUGUAAGGAAUUCUUGGCAAAAUCCAGGAGUGUGUGGCUGUCCCCGGAUGGGUUUGUAUUUCCUGGAUUUAAGGGCAGCAUUGAAAGCCACCUGCACCCUCGGAUGCCUGAUGAGGCACGUCUGGAGGAGUUGCGGGAGGUAACGGAAAACCUAAAUGAACAGCCCCAAGUGAACUCGUGCAUUUUAAGAGGCUUGAAGGGGGCAGACUGCUUUAACGUACAAAAGCCUCUUUUGAGGGGUACAAAGUGGCAGGAGAAUGCUCUGCACGCUAACGUAGAGCCAGUGCUGGCGCGAGACAGGUGGAGCUGGGACAAACGGCGCAUCGAUUUUGAUCUUUACAAGAAGCCACCUGAGCUCUUCGUGACAACAGCUCCGCAGACUGGUGAUGGAUCUGUUAAAAUUAACUCAUCACAAAGCUUUUAACUGGAAGCUCUGACAUAUGGUCCCGAAGCUUGUUCAGUUCUGCCGUCGAGGAAGGGAGUUUGAAUGCAAAGAGGUUUAGUGAGCAGAGCUGUACACAGCAAAACUUCCACACUCCGGCAAAUGAGGCAUCUUGGGAUGUGAGACCUCGGCCGUGCUCCAGAUUUACCCCCCAGCUUCUGAGCCUUAGUUCCUUUGCGUGUAGUAAAAUACGACAGGGAGGUCUAGAUCCUUCUUGGCCUGUCCUUCGGUAAAGCCAGCUUUGUGGGCUGCCUGACCUUCCUUAAACACGGGCAGGGGACGCUCAGCUCUGGUUACCGAGGUCGGACCAGAAGCUGCCUCGCCCACCGUGCGCAGCGCCAGGGAAUCGGCCCGGAGGGGGGCUGGGCUGAGCCACUUCCAUCCGCGCCAUCGCAGCAGCCUCCCACGGGCCUCAGUGGGGCGGCCGGGGUAUAACCUUGUGUUCGCCCACAAACAGUAACAAAGUUGUAUUUUGUUAUGAAAUAGGAUUUUGAAGGUUUGUGGUGUGUGGGGUUUUUUUUUUUCCCCUGAACCAAGUGAGAUUCACUGGAAUAUUUAUGAAUAGAAAAAUAAUAGAUUUAUUGCGGUUGCUCUAAUCUUCAUCUUUUACAACUUUUCUGCUGCACGUUACCCUGCAACUCACAAAAUGCUUAAUAACUAAGUUAAGAAACUUAGUGCAGUUCCUCUCAAGGGCUUCUUAUGGAGGAAUACUUUUGGGAAGCAGUCAGGACUAAUUCCACAUUCACAUGUGUUUUAUGGAGCCCACAGGGCAGUGGGCUGCAGUGGGGACUAGCCGUGGUUUUAACGCCCGCAUCCUUCUGCUAGCGGCACCUUUGUGAGAAAGGCUGCCCUUCGCAAGGGGCGCUUAGCCGGCUGCUUUUAGCUCCAACAGCCAAAAGUUAUCUUUUCGCCUCGCCGGUUUCCUUUGCCUGGAUUUUCUUUUACAGUCCGUUGUUCGCCUUGUGAAGCUGCUGCUCCGAUUCUGCAAACCGCGUUCGAUGAUACCGAGCUGAAAGGGUUACCCACACGUGGGCCGAGAGCCAGGUCCCGGCGACAGAAGCACCAAGGACUUCUGAAAGAUGAACCUGGGAAAUUCUCACCCGGGAAAGCGGGACCGGUUCUGAAGCCCGUCCCAGCCCUGCCCAUGCUGGACCGCCAGUGGUGUCAGGCCAGCGCGGACGCCCUCCUGGGAAGCAGGAAGAGCAUCGCCAGUGGCUUUGUACCUGGUCCCGAUGCUGGCACAGCUUGAAGCAGAGCAAGGAUGUGACCCUCUGGCCCAACAGAGAGCGCGAGGCUGAGAAACUCCAAGGCAUGGAUUUCAAGAAACUUGUAGUUACUAUCGCAGUGACCUGUGGAGCAGGGUGAAGUGGAUGAGUUGCUGGUGUGUUCCUCACUGGGGGAGGCGAGUUCUGGCCUUUGUGCUGCUGUCGUGUCAGCCAUCGAGUCAGCCAAGAUCCCGCUUCGCUUCGUUUCAUUACUCAGUUAUUGCAGAGAUGUGAUCUUUCAGACGCCCACGGGAGCCAGAGGGGUUACAGCUUAACAAGGUCAGGCUUUGCCCUUCCGCGUGUCACCUUGUGGAGCAGCGACUCAUUCCUGCCAGUGCGGAACCUGGUAUUUCACCAGGCUGAACAUGGACGUGGCUGUUUCAUGCUGGCCUGUGCCUGCCAAAGGCAAGGCGGAGCUGCAUCCC
Falco peregrinus (peregrine falcon) is the source of this 11718-nucleotide messenger RNA. It is a transcript of the gene CFAP92, whose product is annotated as cilia and flagella associated protein 92 (putative). NCBI's taxonomy places the organism in Eukaryota, Metazoa, Chordata, Aves, Falconiformes, Falconidae. The record is from RefSeq and is a predicted model, not a curated record.